CGGGCAAAUGGUUCCCAUCCAGCGGGGUCGCGUUUCUGUGUGACACAGGAAGCAGCCCGGGAGUAAUUUACUGCGACACCAAACCCGCUUCCUUUCUCUUUUCCCACAGCCACAGGAGGAAAAUGACGAAGGGAACAUCAUCCUUUGGUAAGCGUCGCAACAAGACGCACACCCUGUGCCGUCGGUGUGGAUCCAAGGCCUACCACCUGCAGAAGUCCAGCUGCGGGAAGUGUGGCUACCCCGAGAAGCGCAAGAGAAAGUACAACUGGAGCGCUAAGGCCAAGAGGAGGAACACCACUGGCACUGGCCGUCUGAGACACCUGAGGGUCGUCUACCGCAGAUUCAGGAAUGGGUUCAGAGAGGGCACUACCCCUAAACCCAGACGUGCAGCAGUGGCCGCUUCCAGCUCAUCUUAAAAGACACAAUUUUGGUUAAAUAAAUGUGUUGUUAAACUGAA
Molecule: messenger RNA, 457 nt
Organism: Myripristis murdjan (pinecone soldierfish)
Lineage: Eukaryota; Metazoa; Chordata; Actinopteri; Holocentriformes; Holocentridae
Gene: rpl37
Product: ribosomal protein L37
Exons: 4
Coding region: 123-416 (97 amino acids)
Biological process (GO): translation
Cellular component (GO): cytosolic large ribosomal subunit; ribosome
Molecular function (GO): RNA binding; structural constituent of ribosome
Source: RefSeq, a predicted model, not a curated record